CACCAGAGAUGGCGAAAAGGCAAAGAACGAGUGUAUCUUGCGCAGCCUGUAGACUGACUCGCAAGAAAUGUUCAGAAGAUUGUAUUUUGGCUCCCCAUUUUCCUGCAUAUGACCCAGACAAAUUCACAGUCGUGCAUAGAGUGUAUGGAACCAACAAUAUCGUUAAACUGCUUCAAGGUUUGGAGACUAAACAAAGAGUAGAUGCAGUAAACAGCUUGGUUAGUGAAGCAAGUGCAAGGGUUAACAACCCAAUUCUAGGAAGUGUGAAGGUAGUCAAUGGAUUGGAGAAGCAAAUAGCUGAGCUUGAAUCUGAAUUGGCAACCAAGCAAGAAGAGCUCGUGAAUAUGCAUUCAGAAUAUGAUAAGCUUCUACUCCUAUUGCACAAUAGACCACUUGAUGUUCAAGAUGUAUAUCACAUUGACACAACUGAGGAUAUCAUGUAUGAACAAGUGGAUACACUGUUGUGGGAGCCAAUAUGACGCUACCUUAUAUAUGGUUCACUGUUUAAUUUUUACUCUAUUAUUGUAUCCGUAUGUUAAUUAUGAACAUUUUCAAUAAAAAAAUAUUUUAGUCA
This is a messenger RNA of Cryptomeria japonica (Japanese cedar), 574 nucleotides long. Its product is annotated as LOB domain-containing protein 1. The coding region runs from base 9 to 479 and encodes 156 amino acids. NCBI's taxonomy places the organism in Eukaryota, Viridiplantae, Streptophyta, Pinopsida, Cupressales, Cupressaceae. The transcript has 2 exons. The record is from RefSeq and is a predicted model, not a curated record.